Molecule: messenger RNA, 1784 nt
Organism: Dioscorea cayenensis subsp. rotundata (Guinea yam)
Lineage: Eukaryota; Viridiplantae; Streptophyta; Magnoliopsida; Dioscoreales; Dioscoreaceae
Product: myosin-binding protein 7
Source: RefSeq, a predicted model, not a curated record
GCGAGGCAAAGAUCCAGCGAAUGCCGGCCUCUUCCAACCAUCGUUCUUCUUGUCUUUCAUUUCCAACUAAAAACCAAAAUUUUGUGAAAAUUUAGUCCCUAAAUUUAGAAAUAAUUCAUUUCGGGUCCCUGGAACUCCUUCUCCUCGGAGAGCCAAUCCUCAAUCUCGAAACCCUAAAUCCUCCCCCAAUUCCCUCUUCCUUCGAUCUCUCGUCGAAGGUGGAGGAUUUGGAUGCUUUUGGCGAUCGAUGGAAUUGCAGACACCUUCGGGUUGCUGUUCUUGUGCUUGUGUUCACUGUGGACCGCGGGAGACAUCCAUUUGGCGACGAUCGAUGAAGCGGAAGCUUGAUGAAUGGGAUGGGAUUGGCGUGGCUGCGACUCCGGCUGCGGCGGUGAGAGUGGAGGUGGAGAAUGAGGUUGCGGCUCUCCGGGAGGCGGUGGCAAAGCAGCAGGAGACGAUUCAGGAGUUGUGCGCGGAGUUGGAUGAGGAGAGGAACGCGGCGGCGUCGGCGGCGAGCGAGACGAUGUCGAUGAUCUUGCGAUUGCAGCGUGAGAAGGCUGAGGCGCAGAUGGAGGCUCGGCAGUUUAAGAGAUUCGCGGAGGAGAAGAUGGCGCAUGAUCAGCGCGAGAUCGUGUCCCUUGAGGAUCUCCUCUUCCGCAAAGACCAGGCUCUUCAGUCCCUCUCAUUUGAGGUCCAGGCUUACAGGCAUCGUCUUCUCAGCCUUGGCUAUCCUCCUGAAGAUCUGGUUAGUGAUCCUGGAACGCCGGGGUCUCCUGCCUUUGGGUACGAUUGUCAGUAUCCUCCGUUGAGGUGCAGUCCGCCGGGGGACGUGGAUCACGAGGAUGAAGCGCCGAUCUUGAGACUAGGCAGGGGCCUGGAGCGCCGGAUUUAUGAGCUGGAGAACAUGGCCGCAAGCGGCGGUGCUGUCACCGAGAAGGAGGUGGUGGAACCGUCCUCAAAACAUCAUUCCACGAAGUCAUCAGACCGCGGCUCUUGCUCAGAAUCCCGGACAAGCUCUGGCUUGGUUUUUGAUAAUGGAGUUCAGAACAGCAACGAAAGGGUGGAGGAGGAGGAGCUUCCCGCUUCGGGGGAUCAUGAAUCAGAGGGCGAUGGAGGAAGCGAUAGGGUGUACACCAUUGAUGCAGUACAUGUGCCUGUUGGGGUUAGCAAUGACGACUACGGGGCAAUGCCAAACGAUGUGGGGAAGCUUGGGGAAUUUGCUGGUAGUGGCGGUGGUGAAGAAACAGAUAUAAAGAAGCUUUACAUGAGGUUGCAAGCAUUGGAGGCUGAUCGGGAGUCAAUGAGGCAGGCUAUAAUUUCCAUGAGGACCGAGAAGGCGCAAUUGGUGCUUUUGAGGGAGAUUGCUCAGCACUUGUGUAAAGAAGCGGUGGUGCCGGAGAGAAAGGUUGUGAAAAAGCAGCAAUCUUUGAUUAAGAGCUUUUCGAUCAUGUCUAUAGUGAAGUGGAUCCUGUCCUUCAUCUUCUGGAGAAAGAAAGCAGCUCGAUCCAAGUAUACAUUCGGUCAAACAAACAAUAACGUCGGCUUAUUACUUCUCUUGGACAAAUCUCCACGAAUGAGGCAUUGGAGCACGACGACAUGACUAUGGAAAUCUCCUACGUUCUCUGAGAGAUUUAGCUUGGAAACACGACGUUGCACUGAGUAUAAACUAUGGAAUGAAUCUCUGUAAGAUGACUUUGCUUGAAGUGCAUUUUCUUUUUCUUCUGGAUUUCAUGUGAUUCCUGUAUUUGUUCAUAUGUUUCUCUUGUAACUAAUAUAGUUCUUCA